AUGAGAGAAGCUAUAUUCUCUACGGCAAUUUGCCAAAAUAAUGAAUGACAAUAAUAGAUAGGCAGUUGUCUGCUCUUUGUUUAUGAUAUAUAGGCAAGUGUACAAAAAGAAAGACCAGUGAGGUCAACGAAAAGCACUAAUCAACAAGAAAAGAAGAAACUACACAGGUCUAUUAGAGCAGACAAUCCAACCAGUCAAGCAAACCAAACUGCCGGAACAAGAAGAGAUCCUAGCAAACAGAGUCAGGCCAUCUAAAUUCAAAUGGAGCAACUUAAGAAGGGUCGGAGAUUGAUACUAUUCCCACUGCCCUUUCAAGGCCAUAUAAAUCCCAUGCUUGAGCUGGCCAAUAUUUUACACUCGAAAGGCUUCUCGAUAACCAUAAUCCAAAGCAACUUCAACUCUCUCAACCCUUCAAGCCAUCCCCACUUCAUCUUCCACUCAAUAGAUAUUGGCUUGUCUGAAAGCGGAACCUCAACAAAGGAUCCGCUCCUUCUUCUUUCUCGUCUAAAUGCAAAUUCUCGUGAACCUUUCCAGGAAUGUUUGGCUACGUUGUUGUCUGAUGUUUCGAAGGAGCCUGUUGGUUGCUUAAUCACCGACUCCGUCUAUGACUUCGCUCAAUCUGUUGCAGAGAGCCUAAAGCUGCCAAGGAUUCUGUUAAGGACUGGGAGUGCCUCUUCAUUUGCAAUUUAUACUGCAUUUCCACUUCUUCGAGAGAAAGGCUACCUCCCAAAACAAGAUUCUCGACUAGAAGAGGAAGUGACAGAGCUUUCACCUCUCAAGGUUAAAGACAUUCCAAUUAUCAACAGUGAUGGUCCAGAGAGAUUUUUUAAUCUAAUAGCUGACCUGGAAAUUCAAACCAAGACCUCAGAUGGAUUGAUUCUUAAUACUUUUGAAGACCUUGAAGAACAUGCACUGGCCACAAUUCGCCAGGUUUAUCCUAUUCCAGUUUUCUCACUAGGACCAUUUCACAAAUGCUACCCUGCAAACUCUUCUCUAACUUCAAGUAGCUUAUUAGCACAAGACCAGAGUUGCAUUUCAUGGCUAAACACACAAGCACCAAAAUCUGUUAUUUAUGUUAGUUUUGGGAGCAUUGCAGCAAUAAAGGAAACUCAGUUUUUGGAGAUAGCCUGGGGACUAGCCAACAGCAAGCAGCCCUUCUUGUGGGUUGUUCGACCCGGAUUAGUCCAUGGGUCAGAUUGGCUUGAAGCAUUACCUAGUGGGUUUCUUGAGACCUUGAAUGUUAAGGGGCACAUUGUUAAAUGGGCACCUCAAAAAGAAGUGCUUGCCCAUCAAGCGGUUGGUGUGUUUUGGACUCACAAUGGCUGGAAUUCUACAUUGGAGAGUAUCUGCGAGGGGGUACCUAUGAUUUGUAUGCCAUGUUCUUCUGAUCAAAUGAUGAAUGCAAGAUAUGUAAGCGAUGUUUGGAAGGUCGGGUUGCAGUUACAACAUGGGGUCGAGAGAGUCAACAUUGAAAACACCAUUAGAAGACUAAUGGUGGAGAAAGAAGGGGAAGAGAUCAAAAACAGAGUUUUAAGGCUAAUGCAGAAGGCAAAUUUUUGCCUCAAACAAGGUGGCUCAUCAUACCGAUCCUUAGAUGCCUUGAUCAAACACAUUUUAUCAUUUAAAUGAAUUGUAUUUCCAGACUCAUAAUCAGUCAUUGAUUAUAACGUGUAUGUAGGUCAUCAUUUACAAUAAAAAAAAAAAUCUAGUAAUCUUAUUUUAAGUA
Molecule: messenger RNA, 1726 nt
Organism: Rosa rugosa (rugosa rose)
Lineage: Eukaryota; Viridiplantae; Streptophyta; Magnoliopsida; Rosales; Rosaceae
Product: UDP-glycosyltransferase 76F1-like
Exons: 2
Coding region: 262-1629 (455 amino acids)
Molecular function (GO): UDP-glycosyltransferase activity
Source: RefSeq, a predicted model, not a curated record